CUCACAUGAGCAAAGAGCAGCAGCUCUGCUCCAUCACUCACACCUGAAGCGGCCACAUCAGCUUUAUCUGAAGAAUUUUGCUUAUUUUUAUUAAAUGAAUGACAAGUCUGUAGGGGAUCAGAGAAAAAUCAACUGUAACUGAAGGUGUGGUACCAUGUUGGAAUUAAACAAGGUGGUACUCCUGCUGUCUGUCCUGGCUUCAGCUGCUCUGGGCCAAGGACCUUUGAGGACCAGGAGCAAGUCAGACAGGAGCAGGAGAGCGGCCCUCAACACCUUCACUGACUCACAGACGACAGGCGUGACAGAGUGGACGUCUUGGUUCAACAUCGACCAUCCUGGGGGUAAUGGAGACUACGAGCGCCUGGAGGCGAUCCGUUUCUAUUACAGGGAGAGAGUUUGUGCUCGGCCCAUGGCCAUGGAGGCCCGCACUACAGACUGGGUAGCAGCGGCAGACACAGGGGAAGUGGUCCACUCCAGUCUGGAGAAGGGCUUCUGGUGCAUCAACAGAGAACAGCCCACGGGCCGCAUCUGCUCCAACUACCAUGUCCGCUUUCAGUGUCCCCCAGUGCAGAGCUACUGGACAGACUGGAGUGAGUGGGGUUCCUGUUCAACCACGGUCUGUAAUGACGUUGGCAUCCAGGUCCGCCAGAGGACAUGUGUGAACACGCAGCCCAUGCCUCUCCUGUUGGUGAGAGCGUGCCAGGGACACCAUUCAGAAAGGAGGGAGUGCUCCAACCCUCCAUGCACAGCCAAGUGGAAUCCGUGGGGUCGAUGGGGAAUGUGUUCAGUGACCUGUGGUGGGGGUCGCAGGAUUAGGAGGAGGACCUGUGUGAGGAGUUCAGCGACUGUUCAGUGUUCUGGACGGCCCGCUGAAAUACAGAAGUGUGGAAGGAGUCCAUGCCCAGCCAAAUGUCAGCUCCAGUGCACUGAGGGCAGCCCCAAUGAGGACUGCAGCCGGUGCACUUGUGAUAACCAUAUACUGCAGGGGGAUGUCCACAGUGUGACCGGGGCCCCUGUGGCAGAAGCCUUGGUGGCUCUGGCCAGCCAGCCCAAGGUGAACCUAGCCCGCACAGAUGCCAAUGGUCAGUUCAGGUUCACGGGAAUCUGCUCCUCCAAACCCACAUUGAUUUCAGUCAGGAAGGAUAAGUUUGCUCCAAUCACCAUCUCCACCUCAAGCAACUCCACAGGGUUGUCUUGGGUACGGGCAGUCCUCAAAUCAGCUGAAAAGCCAUACAUCGUGAAGCACCCGGAGGACAAAGUGCGUUACGAGGGAGGACGGGUGAUGUUAUGCUGCAAGGCAACAGGAUCACCAGCACCUGACAAAUACUACUGGUUCCACAAUGGGACUCUGCUGGACAGGAAGGUGUACAAGUAUGAAGAGGACCUCGUACUGUGGGACCUGAAGCCAGAGCAGUCAGGGCUGUACUACUGCAAGACCAGCAGCUCUGCAGGCAGCAUCAAGUCCUCUGCAGCCCUUCUCACUGUGAUUGCGAAAGGAAAGCCAGCAUGCAAUUCCACCCCUGAGAAACACCUCAUCAGACUGCCGAUGGACUGUGUUCAACCCGGGACUGACUCCAUGCAUUACAACGCUGGCCGUUGCCCUCAUAACAAAUGUGCUGGCUCCUUAGACUUUGAUAUGCGCUGCAGAGAUGGAACUGGUUUCUGCUGCGGGGUCCAAAAUAUGGAAAGUCGAAUCAUUAACUGUGGGAGCUACAGCCUCCAUCGGGCUGUGACACAGUGCAGCUGUCAGAAAUGUUUGCAGCCCACUGUGCUGGUCCGUGGCAGAGUAGUCACAGCUGAUAAUGGUGAGCCUCUGCGUUUCGGUUACAUCUACAUUGGUAAAGAGAGGGUGGGCACCACUGGAUUCCAAGGAGGGUUCACUUUGCAGAUUACCCCUGAUACAGAGAGAUUGGUGGUAAACUUUGUUGACCCCUCUCAGAAUUUCAUCGACACUCCAAAGGUGUUCCUUCUUGAUAAGAAAGGUGGGUCCAUCUACUAUGAUGUGAAGGUGAUGAGAAAGCAGACACCUAUUGAUAUCAAUGCAGGAGAGACCAACUCCAUUAAUCUAGGCGAAAUUGAAGGGGAAGACCCCAUUGGUCAGUUAGUUAUUCCUCCCAACUCCUUCCACAAGGACAAUGGAGAACUCUAUGAGGGAACUGUAAAAGCCAGCGUCACAUUUAUUGACCCAAGAAAUAUCACUACCGCGGCCGCAGCCCCGGGCGAUCUAAACUUUGUCGAUGAUGAGGGUGACAUGCUCCCUUUGCGGACCUAUGGCAUGUUCUCUGUGGACUUCAGAGACGAAACCAACAAGGAGGUACUCGGAGCUGGAGCUGUUCAAGUUCUUCUCGAUACGCAGCAUGUCAAAAUGGAAGAACACAUUCCGAAAAUGAAACUGUGGUCUUUAAACCCAGACACAGGAGUCUGGGAAGAGGAAAGUAAUUUCUCCUACACCACAACAACUGCUGGUGGUCAUGGGCGGAGCAAACGGGAGGACCGCACAUUCCUCAUAGGAAACAUGGAGAUCAGAGAACGUAGGCUGUUCAAUUUAGACGUGCCAGAAAACCGACGAUGCUAUGUUAAAGUCCGUGCCUACAUGAGUGACAAGUUCUUAUCUAGUGAACAGCUUGAGGGUGUUGUGAUCACCUUGAUAAAUCUGGAACCCAAACCUGGAUAUUCCUCUAACCCUCGGGCAUGGGGUCGUUUUGACAGCGUCAUAACUGGAACCAACGGGGCUUGUUUACCAGCUUUUUGUGAUGCCCAAAGGCCCGAUGCUUACACAGCUUAUGUCACAGCAAUGAUGGGUGGGGAAGAACUGGAGGCAGCUCCUUCCUCCCCUAAGAUGAAUCCAAACAUCAUUGGAGUGUCUCAGCCAUAUCUGGAUAAAAUAGACUACCAGCGGUCAGAUCAUGAGGAUCCAGCUCUGAAGAAAACAGCAUUCAAAAUCAAUUUGGCAAAGCCUAACCAAAAUAAUUUUGAUGAGACCAAUGGGCCAAUAUAUCCGUAUUCAAAUUUGAUCAGUUGUGAAAAUGCCCCUUUUGAUGCAAAUCAUUUCAGAUUCUUUAGAGUGGAAAAGGACAAGUAUGAGUACAAUGUUGUUCCCUUUGAAGAGAAUGAUUUGACGACAUGGACAGGAGACUACCUCUCAUGGUGGCCAAAUCCCCAAGAGUUCAGAGCAUGUUUCAUUAAGGUCAAGAUCCAUGGACAGAAGGAAGUGAUGGUACGGUCAAGGAAUUCGGGAGGAACACACAGAGAAACGAAAGGCAAACUUUAUGGCAUAAGAGAUAUUCGCAGCACCCGGGACAUGCGAGAAGCUAACACUUCAGCAGCCUGUGUGGAGUUCAAAUGCAGUGGCAUGUUGUUUGAUCAGGCUGAGGUGGACAGAUCCAUCAUAACAGUCCUCCCACAGGGGAACUGUCGCAGGACCGGCACCAAUGGCCUUCUACAAGAGUAUCUCAUCAAACAUCCACCAGUAGCCCACAACAAUGAGUCCCAUGGAUUCACCAUGCAAGCCCCUGUCGAUCCUUUGGGACACAACUAUGGCAUCUACACAGUCACAGACCAGAACCCAAGAGUGGCCAAAGAGAUCGCUAUAGGCCGCUGCUUUGAUGGCACCUCAGACGGUUUUUCCAGGGAGAUGAAGUCAGACUCUGGCGUGGCGCUGACCUUCAGCUGUCCAGAGAGGAAAAUUAACAGAGAAAGCCUUUUCCAGCGUCUGCAGACCAACCCAGGUCAGACUCUGUCUCAGAUGGCGAGGGACAUGAGGGAGUCAUCAGGUCUACAGGUGCAGGGAUUAUCCAGCCAGAUGGUGGCCUAUCCUUCAGAGCAGCAGGGCAGGACCCAAAACCGCAGAGUCAGCUCUACAACCAGGAGGAGAGUGUCCAUGCGAUCACAGCAACGUCAAUAGAUGUUUCAAGGUCUUCUGUCAAGACUCAUGACAAGGAUUUCAUCAAAUCAAGGACGUAAAAGUUGCACGUUUGUUCAUGAGUAUGAACUCCUUCAUAACUGGGGAGCCAUAAAACCGAGGCAGACAGCAACUCAGCAAAAUGAAUGAGAUUGCUUGAAGAUAUUGUUUAGACUUACCAGUAUACUUACUUGAAGGAUUUGGUAUAUUGUUUCCUCCUCCCUCUUAAAAGACAUGCAAUUAUUUGACAUUAUGUGUUAUGCUGUGACUGGCAUUUACUUAAUUAGCUUUUGUCUGAGUUUAUGUAUGAAGAAAAUAGACUGAGGUUUGGCAGUGUAACUUUUAUAGAUCUCAUUUUGAGCAUUCCAAUUUCUCCAUGGUGUAUUUUUUUUUUUUUGCUGAUUUCUCUGAAAGAUUGAGUGAAAACCAAACCUUUAGAAAAUGAAAAUAUUACGUCACGCCCCAAACACUUUCUAAAAGGCCAUUGCUUUCCAUUAAAUAUCUUUUCAAGAUCAGAAAGGAACCAACUUGAGGCAGACACUGAAUCCUUUUUCUACAAACCAGAAAAAACUCUCCACCUUUAGCCAAAGAGACACGUACAGGGGGUUUAGGAAUGCCACCCAGAGAACAGAGGAUGUUUUCAGUCAUGCUUCUUAAUGUUUUUCACCAGCAUGCUACAUUGCCAACUGUGAUUCAGCCAAACGUCCAUUCACACCUACUUAAAAUGUGCAAGAACAAGAACGUGGCCAAGACAAGCAUUGAUCUUACUUGCAGCAGGCAGUCUAAAAGGAGCACAGUUGAUUUAGAAGUAUGACAUAGUUUCCUCCUGUCCUCUGCACAUUACAAAAUAAAACCAAAGAAAAUGUUACCGAAAUACACAUUUUCAAUUAUCCCAGUUUUCAGAAACCAUUACAGAGACUAAAGGGACUUUUGUUGUCGGGUAAUGUGCUUGUGAGCUGCCUUUACAUCUGUGUUUGAGUGCAAUAACUAAAUAAUUUAACUUAAUAGCUCUUGAAGAUUAGCAUGUAACAAACUAAUACAGUACAUAAAGAUUGCUGCUGGUAAAUGAGAAAUAACUUAUUUAGUGCGUGAGCUAGAUAAUAUGGUAAAGGUGAGUUUAGGAGACCUUGUACAGGACUCAUCUGAAACAAAAUAACUUAACUCCCAUGUUAUCAGUCUUCAACGCUCUGAACUGCGUAGAACAUAUUAACCUUUUUUUAUUCUUUGCUGCAUGACUCGAGAUGAUUUUACAAUUUGUACACUACAGUAAUCUUUUCAACUUCAGAGAGCAUUCUUUUUAGAGGUAGUUAAACUUAGCAGAGACUUAUUUCCCUUUACUAGACUUAUUGUGUCAUUCUGAUAAUCAAAGAGUGAUCACAUUUGAGAAUUUAAAGGCCAUGUUUUCACAAAUCCUGUCAUUGUGACACUAUAAGUUUAUUCAAAGUACAUCUUAAUAGAUGGAUUGAGACAGAAUAUGAGAUUUAAAUAACAAAAAUAAUGCUAUUUAAAUUGAAGUUGGUGAUAGCAAGAAACUUCCCUUGGUCAUAGAAGUGCCAAAUUUGUUUCUGUGCGAAGUUGCAACUGCAGACCCAUGGGAAAAAGCUCUGCAACCCGAACUAAUUAAAAACCAAAUGAGGGGGGGCAUGGUCCAUGGAGAAACCAGGAGAGGCUGACUAGUAAUCAUAAGCCUGCUGUUAAUUUAAAAAUAAAUUACAUAUCCUCUUGAGAACUAUUAAAACAGUUUGAACCUGACUUUCACAAAGAGACAAGUUAAUUUCCAAUUUACAAAGGAUAGAGUUAAGUCAUCAACAAUAUACUGAUCCCAAGAGGACCACGGUCAAACCAUUAGCUGUACACAGGAAACUCCAUUCAAGCCUGAUUACCUUACCAUUCCUUAUAUGCAGUAGACCUAUUGUUUGUGUGAUGCCAGUGUGAAGUUAAAUUCAAAAUUGAAGCCAUACACCCUGCACUUAAACUUGGCCCCAUGUCGAAAAAAGCUAUCUUUUUCCAUUAUGAACUAAGAGCAGCACACUCCAGAAAAACACUCAAAAUAAGCGUUAAAGGGUGAAAACACAUGGUAGCUUGCCAUUAUCGCUGACCUCUGUAAUCACAGGCCUGUGGGCCGUCCACGACUCAGAUCUCCAGAUGAAAACAAACAUUUUCCCGAAGCAGACAUAGCAUCAACCGUGUACAGAAAAGAUGAUGAUUGAAUCCAGGUGUGGGAAGAGAUAAGUCCCAUAAGAGAAGGAAUGGUUGUGUGAGGUCAGCUGAGGAGGCCCAACAGCUGUAGAGCAACUGGAGGAAAUGUUAGACCAAAGACAUCAAAAGAAAAAAUAACAGCAAGAUUAUCUAGUGAUGGAUUUAAUCAUUUUUGGGGAACUGUUUGGUAAAGGGGAAAAAAAAGCGAGGAAAAUAUUCGUGAUCUCUGGCCUCCCAGUCCAUCAUUUACAGAAUCUCAGGCUUCAAAAGUGGUUUCACGUGGAAAAAAGACGGGGUUUUUUUAAGGAAAAAUACUUUGACAGGAGAAUUGUCUUAUUCAUGAGGAGAAGCUAUCAGGGGAAUUUGGAAGACAAGGUAGCAAUAAUAGGAGUAAGCUAUUAUGUAAACCUUUGCAUGGGAAAGUUAGCUGAGCUCUCCAAACAGUUACUUUGUCUUCUGGGGAACUUCAAAGGAGAUUAAAGGACCUCUGCAAUGUGUGGUUUAAUGACUAAAGAACAUUUUCCCAAAGUCUUUAGAAUCAAGUAAAGAGAAAUGAAGACUUUUUCUAACAGAUAAAUCCCCACUGCAUGGAAAAACAAAUGUUUGUAUCAUCCGAUUGGCAGUAUACUAUUGCUACAGAUGUAGCCGACAAUCAAGUCUAGUCAUCCCCUCAGACCUUCUGGCAAAACUUGGGUUGUUUUUGCAACAACAACAACAACAACACAAAAGUGAGUUGCUUUUUUUAGUUUGCCUCCUUGUCCCAAAAUGGGGUUGCAUGUGAAGCUAGGCAGAAAAUUCUCUUUCUCCACCAGAACCCACCAAGAAUUUCUCUGUAAAUUAAGCAUGAACCGAUUUAUCCAUUUUCUAUUCUGAACAGUCCAUCUGGUCUCAACCAGAUCAUAAUUUAUUCAUGGGGGUCGUUCUGAAACCUUUCCACCGCUGUCUGUAAUUUGUGAAGAGUUGUAUAUGUGCCACUGUGCUCCAGGGAUCCUUCCUGAGCUUGAGUAAAACAAAUACAUAAAAUGAACUUGGGAUGGUAUUCUGUAGACGCUUAAAUAUUGCAUGUCGAGACAUCUUGUUUCUCUCUGAAUUAAGUUUGUAUUUGUAAAUUGUGUAUUGUAUGAAAUCUACUAUUAUUGUACGAACAAGACUGUAAAUAAAUCAUUUUGUGUAAAGAUU
This is a messenger RNA of Eleginops maclovinus (Patagonian blennie), 7279 nucleotides long. It is a transcript of the gene cilp2, whose product is annotated as cartilage intermediate layer protein 2. NCBI's taxonomy places the organism in Eukaryota, Metazoa, Chordata, Actinopteri, Perciformes, Eleginopidae. The record is from RefSeq and is a predicted model, not a curated record.